AUGAAGCGCUUUGGACCCGACGAUGCUCUGCCACAGGACCUGCGGAAGCUGCAUGAGCUGCUCCGCGAAGACCUCUCUUCUCUGUUUCACAAGCAGGAGAUAAAGAUGCGCGAGUUGUUGAAGGUUCCUGGUCAACAGAGGCCAUACGCGGACGUUCAUGAUCGGAACUUCUCGUCCGACAACUUGCCACCAAGCUCUUUUGGCAGCGAAGCGGCAGAUGACCUUCCAGAAGAGAUGCUGCCGGAAGGAUCUAAGCUGCCACCUCGGCCGACCAGCACGGCCAAGCAGAUGCCGACCGAGUCCGGCACCGCCGGCACUUGGGCGGUCAGAGCCGACAGCAGCAGACUCCUGGGUGUCAUGCCUGACCAUGGGAGCGGGUACACUGGAGACCCACAGGAGGCACUUGUCCCCGGCACCGUCCAAGAUGGCGGCGAGGGGAAGCCGCCGGGCAAGUCAACAGAGCAUGGUCGUCGAUUAAGUGUCCGGAAGACUGCGAAAGAGCAGGAGGAAGAUCCAGCGCUGAAAGAGAUCCGGAUGAAAAAUGGGUUUAUGGGUGGUCCUCACGACAAAGAGACGCGGCUGGAUGAAGAAUUAUACAACGUCACCAACUUCUACAAGACGACGGGUUGUUCUCAGGCCAUUGCCCGCAGCGAGAAAUUUGAGCGGAUUACCCUGCUCGUCAUUAGUAUCAACGCUGUAUACAUUGGCGUGGAUGCCGAAUUCAAUCCAGCGGAGACGAUGCUGGAUGAGAACGCCGUGUGGCCCUUUCAGGUCUGCGACAACCUAUUUUGUACCUUUUUUACUUUCGAGCUUCUCAUUAGAUUUUCAGCGUUCGCGUUGAAGAGAAACUGUUUACGUGACAAGUGGUUCGUCUUCGACACAUUGCUGGUGUUGCUCAUGAUCGCGGAGACAUGGGUGUUGACGAUCAUCAUUGCCGUCAUGGGAGCGAGCACGUCCAUGCCGACAGGUCCUUUACGACUGCUUCGGCUGCUACGCCUUAGCCGCUUGGUGCGUCUCAUACGAUCAGCUCCGGAGCUGCUGACCCUCAUCAACGGCAUGCGCGUGGCUUCGAGGGCUGUCUCCUCUGCCUUGCUGCUGAUCGGUUUGAUCACCUAUGUGUUCGCAAUUGUCUUGCUCAUGUUCCUGAAGCCAGUUGCUGAGAACGACGACAGAAUAGCCGAAGCCUUUGGCACCUUGGGUUUCUGCAUUUGGACGCUCAUACUGGAUGGGACCUUUAUGGAUGGAACCAAAGACAUCGUCAACGACCUGAGGACGCUGCCGGACAGGACUGAGGAGCAUUGGAUGCUGGGCUGGGCAAUGAUCUUAAUCUUCUUUGCGUACGUCUUGCUGACAAACGUAACGGUUAUGAAUAUGCUGAUUGGCAUCCUGUGCGAAGUUGUGUCUGAAGUCAAACGAGGAGACGAGGAGGGUCUCGCGAUCGACUUCAUGAAGGGACACCUCCGGUCAAUGCUGACUGAGCUCGACAAGGAUGGCAACGAAAAUAUCUCGAAGAUGGAACUGGCCGCUGUCGUUGAAGAUGAGAAGGCCCAGAAAGUUCUCUCCGAACUUCAGGUCAAGCCUGAGGAUGUAAUCGACUUGACGGAGUACCUCUUCGAACAAGACCAGGAUGCCGGACGAGAGCAAGAAGUCACACGCGAAGAGCUCCUGGAAGUGAUUCUGAAGAUUCGUGGUGGCCGAGAGAUCUCCAACCAGGACAUCAUCGACGUUCGUUGUGAUGCUUGUCUGCAGCAAGCUGACAUUCGGCGAAUCGUCCAGCGGCAGACCGGCUUGGUCUUGAAGGAAAUGGGGCAUCUUUGUCGGCGGAUUGGGAGGAUCGAAGACCGUUUCUGGCAACUGGGCAGGCGAUGCUGUUUGUCUUUGAGUUCGGCGACUGGCGCAUGUCAUGCCGAAGUGGCAGCUCUGCAGCUGAGGUAG
This is a messenger RNA of Symbiodinium necroappetens, 1935 nucleotides long. NCBI's taxonomy places the organism in Eukaryota, Dinophyceae, Suessiales, Symbiodiniaceae. The record is from the annotation of a GenBank genome assembly.